AUGAACCCGAAGGUCUGGGAUAAUCCCGAUAGAUUUGAUCCAGAUCGAUGGGAUACAGAGCAGGUGGAGAACCGUCAUAAGACUGCAUACGUUCCAUUCGCAUAUGGGCCGAGAUCGUGCAUCGGCUUCAACUUCGCUCUCCUCGAGGUGAAGAUCUUCGUCUGCAAAUUCGUGUGGCACUAUCAUCGGGAGAAGGAAGGCGAAACGGAAACAGAAUACGAUCCGUUCUUCCAGCUGAUUCGACCCGUCGACUUCAUUCUGAAUGCGAUGCUCAAUUGGCUCCAUUACCGCGCGUCUUUCGCUGUGUCGACUAAUCCCGAAUUAAAGCACAAACAAAGCGACCCCGGACUUGCAGCCUUAUUGAAAGGCAUUCUCGAUCCGCCGACAAGAAGCGUUGAACAGCAGGAAACCCUGCACAAGGAGGACGCACGCACCCUGUGGGUUGGAGUGUCCGAGAAAGAUGAGAAACAAUUCAUCCAUGAGGGUUCUGUGUACGAAGAUUUGAUUUUCGAAAAUCCCGCAAUACAACCAUGGGGAAUCUAUCCUGGCCUGAUUACAUUCGUAGGAGACACAGGGGCUGGGAAAAGCGCUCUCAUCAAGCUCCUCAUCGAGGUAGGACUGUGGUCUGCCGACAGCUUUCCCGGUUUCGUUUACCAGAAAAGCACAUUUCCAUUACGGCAGAACCCGGUUCAAAAACGAUCAACUCCCGUCGUUGGAUGCGAAGAUGACGAGCAAACCCCUACCUCAGCGGAUGUUCACCUCUAUGCGGAUCCAAGAACACUUUCUGACAAGAGUUCUGGCGACUGUCCCAUGCUGUAUGCGGAUUGUGAAGGGUUUGGAGGAGGCGAGCAAGAUCCACUCGCUUCUCGAUUUGGUGCCCCAGACUUCGAUCCUGUGGGUGCAUCGGAACAGCUCAACAAGAAAAUACAGCCGUUCCUAGAGGGAGUCGAUAGAUACACCCCGAAGCAUAUAAACUGGGCAGAUUGCGAAAGGCAGAGCGUGGUGGAGGGUCUCUAUCCUCGCCUCUUUUAUUCGUUCUCAGAUGUGGUAGUUUUUGUUCAGGAGAAUUCGAGGAAAUUUGAGGAAGUCGUCGUCAAAUUGGUUGACUGGGCUCAUCGAGCAAUUGAGAAAUCUUGCAAUCAAUCCGUUCUUCCGCACGCGGUCAUUGUGUUGAAUAAAGCGGGAACAAGCAACAGUGGGAAGAGUGACAGAUGGGACCCCGAUUCUGUCACGAAUACACAACUGGAGGCGGUUAACAAGGCUCUAGAGAAGAAAAAAGAGCUCAAGGAGAAAGUUGCCUUCUGGACUAAGCGCAAUGUGAACAUCAGGACUAGCAAGGAUCUUCUUGAGUGCUACUACGCAAGCGUCAAGGUUAUCCGCAUUCCCAUCUUACAUGAUCCCGAGUUGCUGGAGAAGCAAGUUUCCAAGCUUUACGACAUGAUAUCCGCAAAGUGCAACGAAUCCCAAGGGCGGAGACGCCAAUGCCGCAUGAGACUCGAUGCUGUCAAACUCCAUCUAUAUCUGAGGAACGCUUUCGACCACUUCGCCACUUACGCUGACAAGCCUUUUGACUUUGUCAAGGCGUCAUUCGACAUCAAUCCGAUCUCGCCCACCUUUGGUUUGCGCGAUGGGAUUUUACGAUUGGCGAUCACGGUGCAGCCGCUGCUUGAGGAUCAUAGUGGCUCGCUUGUCUGGCAGAAGAUCAGUCGUGUCAUCGCAUCCUGUUUCCUGCUCAACGCAUAUCAAAGAAGCGUAAAGGGUCUCGGCAAUUCAGACUCAGUUUUCAACCAGUACUGGGAUCAUUGUUCAAAGGCUCUUAAGGACUUCUAUGAUAGGAACUGGCCCUGUGAGUAUACGAGCCCUAGGAUCAAGCGCUGUGUGAAUGUCCAAAAUGCCCAUCGGAAAGGCCAUCAAUCGAAAGACGGAGAGCUUGAGGGCGGCGUCUGGCAGUGUAAUCAAACUUUGGAAGCGGUACAGCAGAGUGUGAAGAAGUGUCUUCUUGGCGAGCUGCAAGGCAUUGCACCAGACUUUCGUCUUCAACAAGGAGAUCCCAGUUCUGACGAGGAUCAUCUACGCAAGGUCUAUCAAUGUCACCAAAGGAACCUGGAUGAACUCUAUUGCGAAUGGGGAGAAGGUGCUCCAUUCAAGAGCCACACAACCUGCUUCUCAUGUUUGUUGGAAUCCCCUGAGCAUGUGUUGCCAUGCGGACAUAUCAUUUGUACUCCUUGCACCGCAGCCUUCGGAACACCACUUGGAGCAGGUUUCAUCAAGAUGGACAGCUGCCCGUUGAGCCGGCAUAAAGAAGUGUGGAAUGAGAGCCAAUACCUUGCCUCUAUCAAACCGGACCAAGCGGGUGUGCGUGUGUUGACCUUGGACGGGGGCGGAAUUCGGGGUAUAGUAGAGUUGACUAUACUGAAAGAGAUUGAAGAAACUUUGGGUAACAAAGUGCCCAUUCAGGCGUUCUUCGAUCUCAUUAUCGGGACUAGUACUGGUGGCAUCAUAGCUCUGGGGCUUGGCCAACAAGGCUGGAAUGUUUCAAAAUGCACAGAGACUUUCAGAGAGCUUUCGACAGAGGCAUUCACUAAGCAUCGAGGUCCAUCCUGGGCUGAAAAGGCAACCAUUGCAAUCAACCAUGGAAAAUACCGCACUUCUCCUCUCGAGGAAGCGUUCAAGAAAGCUUUCUCUGAUAAGGUCCUCUUAUUUGGCCACCCGAACACUUCGGAAGCCGUGCGCACGAAAGCUGCUGUGGUUACGACGAAUCCCCGAGGUCAAGUUACGCUUAUCAGUAACUACAACCGCAGAGUUUCCAAGGGUCUACUCUACACGUUCUAUCGCGCUGAAGGCGCAAAAGAAGAGUUCAAAACAUGGGAAAGUGCGCGCGCUACCUCCGCUGCGCCUACUUACUUUGAGGAGUUCAACCACGAGCUUUCCGAACAAGUCUAUCUGGACGGUGGAAUAUACCACAACAAUCCAAUCAGCAUUGCAGAUGCCGAAUCAAAGCAAAUAUGGCCGCAAGAAAAAUACCGCCAUCCCGAUAUCUUACUGUCAAUUGGCACGGCAUUUUUCAAAAACGAGCUGGGGACUACUGACAGCCCUGCUACGGCAGGGUCUAAGGGUAUCUGGGCAUUUAAAAAGUUGAUGCAGCAACUCUUAGAGGAUAUUCUCAAAACCCAGUUGGCCUGUGAAAGAGCAUGGAAGUAUUGGAUAAGCACGAAGAUGCCUCCACCGGAACAUGCUCACAGAUACAGGAGGCUUAACGUCCCGUUGGAUUUCGAGCCAGAAAUGGAUCUCGUGGAAGAGCUAGACAAGUUCAGAGAUCUGACAAUUGAAUACUUGAAGGAAGAGAAGGAACAAAUUGUCAGCAUCGCAAACCAACUUGUGGCUUCAUGCUUUUAUUACCAGUUCGACAAGCAGGACCUUCAUGAGACCUCAAAUGAGACAGGGCAGGGCUGGAAAUGCACAGGCUCGUCACCCCUUUGCACAGGACGCAUCCAAUGUCGUCUUCCGCCUAGAAGUCAGAUAAGCAAGAACUUCGGUGAGCUCUUGUGGAGUCUGUUUCAAGAUAUCAAAAAAGAAAGAAAAGAAGGCUCAAAAGGACUUUGCUUCUGUGUCAACGAGACCCAUGUAGCAGACUUUGGGGCUGAAGAUGUGCAUGAGAUAGAAGAUAAGGUCAUCGAAGAUAUGCGAAACCACGGUGUUUUUGUGAUGUCCGAUUUUGACAUUUCAAUUUCGAGCGCGAUAGCUGAGACCAACAUAUUUAUGGUGCUGCAUAUGGAAAAGGGGGGCUUGAUCCCUAUCGGCGGAUUCCCGCGCAAUCUGCUGAAGGAUUAUCCAGACACAUAUCGAAGGAAAAAGAGGCCACCCAGAGACUCAAUAACCGCGAGCAUCGAUGCUCCUCAAACAGAUCACGACUUCCGCCUUCAGAUAGAGGAAAACCUUGCAGCUUCUAGAUGGAGGUCGAGACUUGUUACAAGAAGGAAGAAAUAUGGGCGGGGAUGGAGUUUCUGGGCACGUACAGAGGCUUCCACGGUUGAGUACAACUCUGAAGUGGGUUCCAUCUCCUCGGAGACGGUUUCUUCAAGUACCUCGGAUUCCGAAGAUUUUGCUUUUCCAGUUGCGAAAGAUUCCAGCGAGCCUGGUUCAGACGACGAAGAGGUGCCCGUCGAAGAAACUCGACAGAACGUGGAACAGAGCGAGCAAGAUGGACACAGGCAGCAAAAGGGAGAAGGCUCACCAAUUGCGGUCGAAAACCUCCCUGUCGGCAACCUUGACGAAGAAGGAGAUGAGGCCCGUGCUAGUAUUGCUGGAGCAGAGAGAUAG
Messenger RNA from Endocarpon pusillum Z07020, 4320 nucleotides. RefSeq lists its product as uncharacterized. The transcript is spliced from 13 exons. NCBI's taxonomy places the organism in Eukaryota, Fungi, Ascomycota, Eurotiomycetes, Verrucariales, Verrucariaceae. The coding region runs from base 1 to 4320 and encodes 1439 amino acids. Gene Ontology annotation, biological process: arachidonate metabolic process. The record is from RefSeq and is a predicted model, not a curated record. Gene Ontology annotation, cellular component: membrane. Gene Ontology annotation, molecular function: heme binding; monooxygenase activity; oxidoreductase activity, acting on paired donors, with incorporation or reduction of molecular oxygen.